AUCAGCAACCAUGAUCUUGUCCUCGUUUGCUUGCCAAGUAGCAUGUAUAGUAUAACCUCCGCAGCCUUCACUGCAACUCGGUUGCUGUCUAGCUUCCACUCUGUUCAAUUCGCAUGGAUGGUCAGCAUUGAGGUAGGGAUACCCAACAUCAAUGCAGAUAUUCGCCUAGUAAUGUUAGUUCAGUAUGACUGCGGCAAAGCAACAAACCAUGGCUUUCAGCGCAUAGGCAUGCCCGACAAUCCGGCUCAAUUCCUGCUGCAGGCACUUUCGAAGCUAGACGCGAAUCAUUUCAAUUGA
Molecule: messenger RNA, 297 nt
Organism: Aspergillus japonicus CBS 114.51
Lineage: Eukaryota; Fungi; Ascomycota; Eurotiomycetes; Eurotiales; Aspergillaceae
Exons: 2
Biological process (GO): nucleoside metabolic process
Molecular function (GO): catalytic activity
Source: RefSeq, a predicted model, not a curated record